AAAUUACUCAUUACUCGUUCGGAGUCGUUCUCCUCCAUAUCUUUACGCCCAAAAAUCGCACCUCUCCUCCUAACCCUAGCAUCAUCCGUCGCACCUCUCCGACCUCCGCCCAGUCUUCCGCCUCUAGUCUCCUCCGCCGGCCUCCACCUUCGAGACCCAUCAAAGUGCAGCUCCUCCGCCUCGAAGUUCAGCUCGAAGUUCUCCUACAUCACACCAUUUUCACCGUCUCCGAUUUCUUGAGUCUAUUUCCGGUCAGUCUCGAAGCCCAUUAUAACUUAUAAUAAUAAAAAAAAAAACCGGGCUGGCCCGCGGAGCCCGCAGCCCGUGGUGGGGGCGGGUUGGGCCGGAGCCGGCCUUCCCCGCCCUGCCGAAAGGCGGGCUUCGGCGGGUUACGGGCCGGCCCGCACCGCCGGCCCGUUUUGACAGCUUUGCAUCCAUUGGCUUCGAUGGGGCUGCAAUGCAAUACUAUUCCUGAGACGCAAGGAGUAAAUAUGAGAAGUCGAAAACUCUAGGGGCAAUAUGUAAAAUUCAACCUGAAAUCCGUUGCGGUUUAUUCCAAGGGUUCUCCAUCUCAAGUGGCGGCAAUUUUUUCCUCGCCCCGCCGCUCCCCUCCGUCGUGAGCUUGCGUGAUUACCAGAUGGCCCUCAACGUCGACGGAGAGUCGCUGCCAAAGACUGAAAACGAGAAUCAAGGAUCCGAAGAGCCGACGAAGAUCAACCAAAAAUCUCUGAGGAAGUGCCGUCGGUCGGAGGACCGCGAAGCUCGACGGAGAGAGAAGAAAAUUAGAGGGACAUUGUUGGCUGCCAGUUUUCCGAGCUAUUGCCUAAGGCAAGGCAUCGGGGAUUUGCAGUGCUUUGGCGAAAAACACCGUUCCCAGCACCGGAAGAGGCUGUGGCGGCUCCUUUACAAGCUCCUCCUGCGGCACAGUUGGGCAGAGGCGGGCGGCGUGUUGAGUGUCUUGCUCCAGGCUACUGCUGCCGACAGAUCCCCCUCCGUAAACCGAGCCAAGUAUUCGGCUGCAUUGGAGCUGCUUGUUAAAAUAAAAGACAAAACUGUGAGCUCGAGGAGAAUACAAAGUGUCUAUGAGCUAUGGAUGAAAAAGCUUGGAUCAUUGCAUUUUAACUGGUCAACAAUUAUCUCCCAAGAGAAAUUUGCAGUGGGAUGUGAAUUCACUCUUAAUUGUUUACAACGUGGGAAUAUAGAGGAUGCAUAUCAAACUGCUCUUUGUGCCAUGCAGGAGAAAUGUUUUGAUGGUCACCCUCUUGCAAAUUUGGUGGUUGGCUUGACAUUUUAUGAGUUGUGGUAUUCUGAUGUUCCUAAGGAGUUACAGAUGACAAAGGUGGACUCAUCUGGCACAUACGUUUACCCAGAAGUUCCUGGUGAUGGCAUUGGAAUGCGAAUGGAUUUUAGCAAGGGUAAUGAUGCUCUAGAAGCAGAAGAAUCCAAUUCUGGCUCACAGUGCGAUUUGAACACCUCAGUGGCCUUUGAUAAAGUAGUUGAAAACAGCGAGAGCCAGCAGAUAGGACCAAUGGACAUUGAUGAUAAUGUGAAGAAGGAAACUUCUUAUGCCAGUUCUCAAUCAUGUAAGUCGGGCAUGGAGUCAGCCAAGGCAGGAGGAGAUAGCGAGCAUUCCUUAUCUCACUAUAGUGGUGACCUUCCCAGUGUCUCUAUCUUCUACACCAGAGACCUUCCGCCCUGGCUGUUGCCUAUCAAACUGCAGAGUUCUCAUGAAAACUUGGAGGAUGCCUUGUACACUCACAGAAAAUUGCAUAACAACCACUACAAGAGUGCAUUGAAGCAUUUACAUGUUGCUCUUAACUCAACACCACCAGUUGUUGAGGCGCUCCAUCCACGGAUACAGAUGCUACUUCUUGGAGAUCAGGUCCAGGAGGCCAUUGAUGAACUUGAAACUUUAUCUCAUAGCUCGGACUCGGUACUCCUACUCAGACUGAAAGCAAGUAUCUUGGAGCAUUUUGAUAGUGGCAAUUUUGUCAAAAUUUAUACUUGCUAUGAAGACAUCUUGAAGAAGGACCCAGCAUGCAGUGACUCCUUGGCAAGACUUAUAUUAAUGCAUAGCGGAGGAGAUUAUGACACUCAGAGUUUGGUGGAGAUGAUAGCCUUGCACUUGGAGGCCACAUACGGAUCAUGCGAUACGUGGCGCGAAUUAGCAUCUUGCUUUUUGAGACUUUCUCAAUGUCAAGAAGACAGGAUUUCCACCUGUGGUGUUAGCAGUGAUGGGCACGUUCAAGGGCGUCUAGGACAUUCUAACACGAAUCCAGAGUUAUUUACUCACGGUGAAUCUGGAAAAACCUGGAGAUUUCGUGCCAAGUGGUGGUUGAGCCGCCACUUUAACGAUAGAAUCCUGAUGUCAGAUAUUUCAUCAGGUGAUUUGAAGCUUUUGACAUUCAAAGCAGCCGUGGCUUCACAUAUUUACGGACGACAUUUUAGAUAUGUUGUGAAGGCGAGUGAGUGUAUAGAGAAGGAAAAUGAAAAGGAACUGUAUUCUUUACUACAGAUGAACAUUCUUAAUUCUGUUGGGUUUUAUUCUGCAGCAAGGAAUAUUUGAUAAUGUGUUUUGCAGUUUGUUUGAAAAAUCCUUCCUACCACAGCACCAGUGAACUACACUUCCCUGGUCACUUGCUCAAAUACAAAAUCGUCCAGCAAAAUUUAUGUUUAUAAAAAAUUAUCCACCGAUGUUUUCAAACUCGGCUUGGUAACGACCCAGACUGCCCUCUGGAUCACUGGCCGGUUCACAUAAACGAG
Messenger RNA from Striga asiatica, 2763 nucleotides. NCBI's taxonomy places the organism in Eukaryota, Viridiplantae, Streptophyta, Magnoliopsida, Lamiales, Orobanchaceae. The record is from the annotation of a GenBank genome assembly.